UCGGGAACCCGGCGGGCCGCGCGGCCGGAUGAGGGGCGCGAUGGAGCCGGAGCCGGAGGUGCUGCUGCAAGAAGCCCGCGAGAACGUGGAGGCGGCACAGAGCUACCGGCGGGAGCUGGGCCAGCGGCUACAGGGGCUGCGGGAGGCGCAGAGGCAGAUAAAGGAGAGUGCUUCACAGACAAGAGAUGUCCUCAAACAACAUUUCAGUGACUUAAAAGGAACCCUUGGAAAGCUGUUGGAUGAGCGAUUGGUGACUCUUUUGCAAGAGGUGGACACCAUUGAACAGGAGACCAUCAAACCGUUAGAUGACUGCCAGAAGCUCAUAGAGCACGGAGUUAACACUGCAGAUGACCUGGUCCGAGAAGGUGAGAUCGCCAUUCUUGGUGGUAUAGAAGAACAGAAUGAUAAAUUGUGGAACUUUACCAAAAAGGCCGCACACAUUCAGUUGGACAGCUUACCAGAAGUGCCUUUGCUAGUUGAUGUGCCCUGUUUGUCAGCUCAGCUGGAUGAUUCCAUUCUCAACAUAGUGAAAGACCACAUUUUUAAGCAUGGAACAGUAGCUUCCCGCCCACCAGUGCAGAUUGAAGAAUUAAUAGAGAAACCUGGAGGCAUCAUAGUGCGAUGGUGUAAGGUGGAUGAUGACUUUACAGCCCAAGAUUACAGGCUCCAGUUCCGUAAAUGCACUGCAAAUCAUUUUGAAGACGUGUAUGUAGGUUCUGAAACUGAAUUCAUAGUGUUGCACAUAGACCCCAAUGUUGAUUAUCAGUUCAGAGUCUGCGCCCGAGGAGACGGCCGGCAGGAGUGGAGUCCUUGGAGUGUCCCCCAGACAGGCCACUCCACUCUGGUGCCUCAUGAGUGGACAACUGGCUUUGAAGGGUACAGUCUGAGUAGUCGGAGGAACAUAGCACUGCGAAAUGACGCUGAGUCCUCGGGCGUUCUCUACUCCAGCGCUCCAACCUACUUCUGUGGACAGACACUGACCUUCAGAGUUGAGACUGUGGGACAGCCCGACAGAAGAGACAGCAUAGGAGUGUGUGCGGAGAAGCAGAACGGCUACGACUCUCUGCAGCGGGAUCAAGCUGUGUGCAUCAGCACAAAUGGUGCAGUUUUUGUCAAUGGAAAAGAAAUGACUAAUCAGUUGCCUGCAGUUACCUCUGGAUCCACUGUCACAUUUGACAUUGAAGCUGUGACUCUGAACGUGUGCCACACGUACUUUCGCCCUGUACACACAGCAGAGCUGUUGAAAGUCAUGGUUUUCAGUGAAGACAGCAGUCAAAUACAGAAGAAAGUCAGCAACAUUGAGGGUCAUGUCAGAGAAGCCCUCCCAUAUUAG
This is a messenger RNA of Peromyscus maniculatus bairdii (prairie deer mouse), 1333 nucleotides long. RefSeq names its product cytokine receptor like factor 3 (gene Crlf3). Gene Ontology annotation, molecular function: protein binding. Lineage: Eukaryota; Metazoa; Chordata; Mammalia; Rodentia; Cricetidae. The record is from RefSeq and is a predicted model, not a curated record.